Molecule: messenger RNA, 2287 nt
Organism: Chrysochloris asiatica (Cape golden mole)
Lineage: Eukaryota; Metazoa; Chordata; Mammalia; Afrosoricida; Chrysochloridae
Gene: RTF1
Product: Rtf1, Paf1/RNA polymerase II complex component, homolog (S. cerevisiae)
Exons: 18
Coding region: 1-2130 (709 amino acids)
Cellular component (GO): Cdc73/Paf1 complex
Molecular function (GO): DNA binding; RNA polymerase II C-terminal domain phosphoserine binding
Source: RefSeq, a predicted model, not a curated record
AUGCGCGGUCGCCUUUGUGUGGGUCGAGCGGCGGCGGCAGCGGCAGUGGCGGUCCCACUGGCAGGCGGGGUAGAGGGGAGUCCAGGCGGCGUCCGGCGUGGGUGCCGGGGGACCACCAUGGUAAAGAAGCGGAAAGGCCGCGUCGUGAUCGACUCGGACACUGAAGACAGCGGCAGUGACGAGAACCUGGAUCAGGAGCUCUUGUCCCUGGCAAAACGGAAGCGCAGUGACUCUGAGGAGAAGGAGCCGCCUGUGAGUCAGCCUGCAGCCUCCUCGGACUCUGAGACUUCGGACAGUGAUGAUGAGUGGACAUUUGGCAGUAAUAAAAAUAAAAAGAAAGGAAAAGCCCGAAAAACAGAAAAGAAAGGAACCAUGAAGAAACAGGCCAACAAAACUGCCUCCUCAGGCAGUUCGGACAAAGACAGUUCAGCUGAGAGCUCUGCCCCUGAGGAAGGUGAAGUGUCAGAUUCUGAUAGCAAUAGCACUUCCUCCAGUUCAGAUUCAGACUCUUCCUCAGAAGAUGAGGAAUUCCAUGAUGGCUAUGGAGAGGACCUCAUGGGAGAUGAGGAAGACAGGGCCCGUCUGGAACAGAUGACAGAGAAGGAGAGAGAACAAGAACUAUUCAACCGCAUAGAGAAAAGAGAAGUGUUGAAAAGAAGAUUUGAAAUUAAGAAAAAACUAAAAACAGCCAAAAAGAAAGAAAAGAAAGAAAAAAAGAAAAAACAAGAAGAAGAGCAGGAAAAGAAAAAGCUAACCCAGAUUCAGGAAUCUCAGGUAACAUCCCACAACAAGGAACGGCGUUCCAAACGGGAUGAGAAACUAGAUAAGAAAUCUCAGGCAAUGGAGGAGCUGAAAGCAGAGCGAGAAAAACGGAAGAACCGAACAGCUGAACUCCUCGCCAAAAAACAGCCAUUAAAAACCAGUGAGGUCUACUCUGAUGAUGAGGAAGAGGAAGAGGAUGACAAGUCUAGUGAAAAGUCAGACCGUUCAUCCCGAACAUCAUCAUCUGAUGAAGAAGAAGAGAAAGAAGAAAUUCCCCCUAAAUCACAACCAGUUUCCUUACCUGAAGAAUUAAAUCGGGUUCGGUUAUCACGGCAUAAGCUGGAACGUUGGUGUCACAUGCCCUUCUUUGCUAAAACCGUAACAGGAUGCUUUGUACGGAUUGGCAUUGGAAACCACAACAGCAAACCAGUUUACCGGGUAGCUGAGAUCACGGGUGUUGUGGAAACUGCCAAAGUUUACCAGCUGGGUGGCACCAGAACAAACAAAGGGCUACAGCUACGGCAUGGCAAUGACCAACGAGUGUUCCGCCUAGAGUUUGUCUCAAACCAAGAAUUCACUGAAAGCGAAUUCAUGAAGUGGAAAGAAGCAAUGUUCUCUGCUGGCAUGCAGUUGCCCACUCUAGAUGAAAUCAAUAAGAAGGAAUUUUCUAUUAAAGAAGCUCUUAAUUAUAAAUUCAAUGAUCAAGACAUUGAAGAGAUUGUAAAAGAAAAAGAAAGAUUCAGAAAAGCUCCACCCAACUAUGCUAUGAAGAAGACUCAGCUGCUAAAAGAAAAGGCCAUGGCUGAAGACCUAGGGGAUCAAGACAAGGCCAAGCAAAUUCAAGACCAGCUGAAUGAACUAGAGGAGAGGGCAGAGGCCCUGGACCGCCAGCGGACCAAGAAUAUAUCUGCCAUCAGUUACAUCAACCAACGGAACCGGGAGUGGAACAUUGUAGAGUCUGAGAAGGCCCUUGUGGCUGAAAGUCACAACAUGAAAAACCAACAGAUGGAUCCCUUUACCAGGCGUCAGUGCAAACCUACCAUUGUUUCUAAUUCCAGAGACCCAGCUGUUCAAGCUGCCAUCUUGGCCCAGCUGAAUGCAAAAUAUGGCUCUGGAGUGUUACCAGAUGCUCCAAAGGAAAUGAGCAAGGGUCAGGGGAAAGAUAAAGAUUUGAAUUCUAAGUCAGCCAGUGACCUCUCAGAAGACCUGUUCAAAGUACAUGAUUUUGAUGUGAAGAUUGAUUUACAAGUUCCCAGCUCAGAGUCAAAGGCUUUGGCCAUAACCUCUAAGGCUCCACCAGCCAAGGAUGGGGCUCCAAGGAGAUCUCUGAACUUGGAAGACUACAAAAAACGACGAGGGCUUAUUUGAGCACACCCAGCCGGCUGCUUCUGACCCUGCAUGCCCCAUCACUGUGUCCCUCCCACCUUUCCUCUUUUCCUUUGAUUUGCCCUUUUUGGGCUAAAGCAGCAGUCGAAUUGGGAAGAGACUCUAAACUGCCAGUCAUGUAAUAUAAACCAUUUGCUGU